GCAGGGUGCCGGGCCGCGAGCCAGUCUGCUGCCUGCCGGUGCCCGACGCCGGGCUGCUGCUGGUGGCGGAGGCGGGCAGAAGCCUGGUGCUCUGGAAGUUCCGUGCAGGGGGUCGCUGCCUGGUUCCCCAUGGGUCCCCUCUGUGGCUGCCGCCAAACCUCUCGGGUGCGCUUGCGCGUCUGGCUCUCGGGCCUCAGCAUCCCCCUCACGUCCCACGCUGCUGCGCAGCCUACGGCUCAGCCGUGCUCACCUUUGAUCUGCACACCUGGGCUGUCACAGAUGUGCGUCGGGAUCUGCACAAAACGUGAGGAGGGGCCCAGGGGCUGGUGGGAAAGGGGAAAUCAUGAGGUGAGUCCGCGACACAAAUCCGGUCGUGGUAGGGGUGCCGGCGCGUGCGCACGCGCGCACACACACACACACACAGCAGUCCUGAGUCCACGGGCCUCCCUCUCCCCCCUCAGCACCAUCUCCGACCUGGUGUACUGUAGAGAGGUGGGGGCCAUGGUGACAGCUUCCCGGGACAGCACGGUGAAGGUGUGGGAGGCUGACUGGCAGAUCCGGAUGGUGUUCGUGGGACACACAGGCCCGGUGACUGCGGUGGCCGUGCUCCCGAACACGGCCCUUGUGCUGUCGGCUUCUCAAGACGGGACGCUGCGCACGUGGGACCUGCAGGCAGCGGCGCAGGUGGGUGAGGUGGCGCCGAGCCGCCGGGGCCCGAGCGUGCCGUCGGAGACCGUGAGGCAUCUGCUGGCUCCCGCCGGCCCCGGCUGGCCCUUGCUCGCCUUGCGCUCCCGCAGCGUGGAGCUGUGGCGCGUGCGGGAGCUCUACUCGCCAUUGGCCCAGCUGUCGGCGCCGGUGCUCCACCUGCAGGUGGCGCCGGCGCUGCCCUCGCCCAUGGCCCCGCAAGCGCAGCUGCCCACGCGCCUCGUGUGCGCCUGCGCCGACGGCUCGGUCUACCUGGUGUCGGUCUCCAGCGGACGCACCGUGAGCGCGCUUCUGCUGGAGCCUGAGGACUGCGCGGCCGCCGUGGCCUACUGCCUGCCCCGCGAGGUGCUGUGGCUGAUGACGCGCGCCGGGCACCUGCUGUGUGCCAACGCAGCACGCUGCCCCAUGCGCGUGCUGCACCGCCUGUGCCCGCCGCCGCCCCCGGCGCCCCGGCCUUGCUGCCUGCACCUCUACAGCCACCUCACGGACCCCGGGAGCGCGUUUGCCGCCUGGGAGAUAGUGCGCCAGUACAAGGGCGAGCUGUGCCGCAGUGACGUGGCCGGGGCCUGGAAGGACAAGAACCGGUACCUGCUCGUGGUGGGGCACACUGAUGGCACCCUGUCCGUACUUGAGUUGCGCUCCUCGAAGACGGUCUUCCGUACGGAGGCGCACGGCCCAGGCCCCGUCACCGCCAUUGCGUCCACCUGGAACAGCAUCGUGUCCUCCGGGGGAGACUUGACCGUGAAGAUGUGGCGCGUCUUCCCGUAUGCCGAGGAGAGCCUGAGCCUCGUGCGCACCUUCUCCUGCUGCCGCCCGGCGCUGGUGCUCUGCGCCCUCGGGAAUCGCAUCACCGUGGGCUUCGAGGACCUGAACAGCGCCACCUAUGGCUUGGUGCAGUUUGGCCUGGGCAACAGCCCUCGCUUUGAUCACCGGCCCCAGGAUGACCCCACGGACCACAUCACCGGCCUGUGCUGCUGUCCCACACUCAAGCUGUACGCCUGCUCCAGCCUGGACGGCACCAUCCGCAUCUGGACCGCGGAGAACCGCCUGCUGCGGCUCCUGCAGCUGAACGGUGCCCCUCAGGCCCUGAGCUUCUGCAGUAACAGUGGGGACCUGGUGCUGGCCCUGGGCUCCUGCCUCUGCCUGGUGGCCCACAGGCUCUACCUGCCCACAUCUUACCUGAUUAAGAAGCUGUGCCAGGAUGUCCCUGAUGUGGUGGAUGACCCUCCACUGCCGCUGACCAGCCAGGAGUCGCUGACCUCAGCCCAGCUGCAGAGGCUCGCCAGCCUGCGCGGGGUGGCCAGCCUCAGGUCUGCCAGCAGGCCCAACCGAGCCGUCCCGGAGGCCCCGACCUGGCUCCCCUGGGUCAGGGCCUGGCCGAGUGCUCCCAACCUGAGACCCCAGGGCUCCCAGGCCCCUUGGCCACCCACCGCAAGCCCGUCCCAGUGCCGGCCUUCCCACUCGUGGCUGUUUGUGGUUCCCCGCCAGGGGCCUGGCCACCACCCCGGGUCCCUGGCCCAGCCUCUGCCCUAUCCCACUGGUAUGCCACCCAGUGUCCCACCUGUGUCCUUCCCUGUCUGCAGCGCAGCCUCGUCUUUCAUCCACUGCCCGACGGCCACGCCUCAGCAGCCAGUGUUGGAGAAGGACUUGGAAGCCUUCAUUGCCCGGGACCAAGACCUUCAGCAGCUGAAACUGGGGCUGGUGGGCCCUGCAGCCCGGCCCUCCCCCUCCUGGCAGCAGUGCCAGGAGGCCUUUCAUAACUACCUCCGUCUGAUUUAUGGCCCUGGUCUGCUGGUGAGUGUGGGGCCUCCCCAGUCCCUCCCUUCACCCGGAGCCUCUGACACUGCCCGUCUGCCCUGCCCUCCCUGCCAGGGCAGGUAUUCCGGAGGAGAGUCCCAGCAGUGGAGCACCGUGACCCUCACAGUGGAGAGACAGACCUGGGACGUGUGCGCCCUGCCCAGAGACGUCCCCGAUCUCGGGGGCGUUGAAGCCUCGCCACCACAGGAUCUUGGGACCCUGGGCCAGCGCUUUGCCCGACCACCCCAAGUCCCCUUGCCUCCCCCCACCACCCACCGGAGGUUGCACAGCAGAGCACCCCAGAUCCCCCUGCUGCUGAAGAGGCGGCCCCAGGAGCAUCUCUCCAACCCCAGGGGCUUCUUCCCUGCCGCUGUUCAUCCCUAUGAGUACUGGCGGCGGCCCAUCCGCUUCCCGGGCUGCGUGCCCAACUCGGUGGUGCUGCAGCAGAUGUGGCUGCCUGUGGAGGUCAGCGGCCUCGGAGCCCUGGGCCCGCGCCGCUGCGAGAGCAAGCCUGGAGGGAGCCGGGACGACUCGUGGCUGUCGCGGCAGGAGAAGCUGACCCAGUUGUUGGGAGAGGAGGGGGAGGAGGAGGGCGAGCAGGGUCUGGACUGGGCCUCGGACUCGCAGCGCCGCCACACGCAGCUCUCCGACCAGCUGCCGGAGCAGGAAGCUCAGAGCCCCGAGGGUCGCAUCCCGAAGCCCAUGGGCUCCCGCGAGGACACCGCCAGGGCCGAGACCUGUCUUCACUGCCCCCAGUUCCACUACGGGCACUCGCUCUGGGAAGAGCGCUGCGGGCAUCUGCCUAGGUUCCUGCUUUUUUUCGUCGGCCAGAACUGGUUCAAAAAGCUCUUCCCUAUCUUCACUCUGCAGGCGUACCCCGAGGUGGGCACGGUGGAGGGCCUGGCCUCGCUGUUCCUGGACCUGCUGGACGAGGCCUCUUGGGCAGACCGUGUGCACAUCCUGCACGCGCUGCUGAGGCUGCUGCCCGACGUCAGCAGAGACCUCUGUAGCCGGCUGCACGGCAUCCUCGUGCGCUUGCUCAACCUGGACCAGCCCCCCAGCCUCCAGGAUGCAGAAGCAGUUUGUGAUGCUGGCGCUGCAGCUGCUCCGGGCCUGCUCCCUGGAGUCCCGCGAGGUGGUGCUGGAGCUCCUGUGCUACGUCCUUUACUCGCCAGCCUCCUGCUGGUGAGUUCCGCUCCCUUCCCUCCCUCCUCCCCGCUGCUGCCAGGGAGGCCGCCCAGAAGCCUCCCACGCCUGUACACCUGUCCCAGGCCGGACCUCAGGAAGCUGCUGGAAGGACUCGGCCUUCAGGACCCGCACGGCCUCCUGUUCAAGGAGAUGAUGACCUGGGUCCAGGGCCCGGAGCGCGCCUCCAAGGCCGCACUGCGCAAGCGCUGCUGCCAGAAGCUGGAGGAGAUGGUCGGGCAGCUGAAGCAGAUGGAAACUGUGCCGCCAUCUGUAGACAAGUCGUCAGAGAUGCUGCCCGAGGUCUCAGAGACCUCAGCACUUCACCCUCCUUCGAAGGAGACCCUGUCGCAGAUUUCCAUGGUCUCUGGGGCAACUGUUCAUAUCUCUGUGAUGCCCUCAAGCGUCUCCCGGACGCCCUCACCGGUGGUCUCACCCGGAGAGCUGGACUUGGCCGCCCUGGAGUUGCAGGCCCAGCAGACGCUUGCACAGAUGCGCUUUGGGCGGACCCAACGUGCACUGUCUGGGACACUGACGCACUUCUGCCCCUUGCCUGAGGCCCACUUGGGAUCCUCCGCGCCAGCUGCACUGCCUGAUGAGCCACUGCCUCUGGAGCAGACGACCUGGUCACAGUCAAAAAUGCUGGACCUGGGGCCCAUCAACGCACUCAACUUCUUCUGCGAGCAGCGUGGGGCUCGGCAGCAGGACCCCCUGCAGGAGGAGCCCAAGACCCCGCCCCCUCGCCCGCCCCCACGGACGCCCAGCAUGGUGGUGCCACAGCCCCGGGAACCCCGGCACUACUCCAUCCUCCGGCUUCAGGAGGCCAAGGUCCAGAGGUCUCCAAUGAAACUGAGGGGCCGAAUGCUGUCCCGGCUCUGGGAGGGCCGCACCCUGGAUGGUGCCGUCCGGACGCUGAAGCUGCCACUGCCCCGGGUGGAACUGCAGCCUUUCCCCCCAGACUGGCCCAGGCCGGCCCAUCCGCUGCCCCCGCAGCUCCUGCAGCCUGCCCUGCAACGCUACUUUCUGCCAGAUGACGCGGACCCUGACAGCUACAGCUGAGCUGGCUGGUGACCCUGGCCUGACCUUGCCUCCCCCUUUUCCCUCCAGCGUGGAGUCAGGACAUGGCUCUCCAGCCGGCUGUUCACCCCAGCCAAGGCCCAGGGCCCGAAUAAAGUCCAGAGGCCACGGCCAGCUCACUUUCACCUUUGGGGGCCCCUGAUGUGGGCGAGGGGGGGGUCUGGCUGGUGUGUCACGAACCUGCUGGUGGCCAGCUGCACGUGUGAGGCAGGAGCUGGGGGACUGGUGGGGUCUGGGAUGGGACAGGGUCUGGGCUCGGGUCAGCACGUGGUAGAGCAGCGUUCUCGGUGCGGGAGGGCCUGUCUGCCCAGAGAGGGAACCUGCCGCACGGGCGUGGCCCUGCUCAGGCACUCAGCCACGGUGCUCAGGAGGGGAGGGGGAGACUAACGGGUGGGCCGGGGAGAGGGGAGGGUCUGGGUGGUCGCAGGUGUGUGGGGAGGAGCUUGCAGUCAUUUGAUGCAGGUGAAACCAGGAGUCGGUCGGAGCUUUGCUACCUUUAGGCUGGAAAGGAGAAAAAUUAAGGAAGAGGCCCCGUCUGCUUUAUCCGAGAAGCAGUAAAGGGGCAGUGUUCUCUGGACCUUUCAACCUAAAAGUCACCAGGAGAUUCACCUUGUCUGUGAAGCACGGGGUCUCGGGGCCUCGGCCUUCUUCUGAACUGCCGUGACCUCAAAGGGCACUGACCCAACCACACGUGGAGCCCACGUGCGCACUUACUAGGACGGCUUUUGUGACGGGCCUGUUCUAGCUUUCUGUAUCCUGCUGCUGGGUUGCCUGCGCAGCGACCUCUUUCCUGUAUUUUCAGCCUCUGACUUUGCGCGUUUCUGCUCAAUGGCUUUGUGGUUAAAAUUGGUCUCCCACACCUUUCCCACAGCCCCUAACCUGCGCAGGGGCUCUUGUCACAGGGCUGCUGAGUGGGCCGCUCUUUCCUAGGCCAAGGAGGGCCAGCAGUGCCAGGUCCAGAUAACUGAAAAACUUGACGUUUUUAUAAAAGGAACUGUACCUGCUACAACAAGGACUGAGGCCCAUAGUAGUCUGCAUCUACUGGUGUUUCUAUGUUUCGAAUUACAGAAGCAAUAAAUGCUUUAAAAAAUACA
Globicephala melas (long-finned pilot whale) is the source of this 5858-nucleotide messenger RNA. It is a transcript of the gene WDR97, whose product is annotated as WD repeat domain 97. Gene Ontology annotation, molecular function: protein binding. Lineage: Eukaryota; Metazoa; Chordata; Mammalia; Artiodactyla; Delphinidae. The record is from RefSeq and is a predicted model, not a curated record.